AUGGCGUCGCCUCGGUCUUGUCGAGCCUGCGCGGGACCUUACUCCUUAUUACCAGCCCUGGUGCUGCUCGUGACGUAUAACUUCGCGUCGCCGCACCAGCCACGAGCAACGGCUUUUUCCCUCAGAGUAGUGUCUCCGUUCCGCUCUCGCACGCACGAGGAGGAUGAGCGAUCCGCGCCGCCGGCGAUCGCGCGAAGAAAGCUCGCAUCGUCGCUGCCAUGCACGAACUCGUCGCUCUUCGGCUACGCUUACGCCGUGCAACUCGGCGACGGGUACGCGCGCCGGGUCGUCGUGUCGCUCCCUUACACCGCUAUACCGCGUCGUCGUUGUGUCCCUCGCUCGCUUAUACCGCUUACACCACUUACACCGCGUCGUAACGUCGCUCCACCGCUUUCCGCCUUUCUGCUUUUCAUCACGUGUCAGCUCCUCCCUCUCACCCCUCCUUCCCCCUUCUUCCCCCUCCCUCCCCCCCCCCUCCUCCCCUACUCCUCCCCCCCCUUCCCCCUUCGUUUUCCCCCGUUCCUCGUCGUCCCCCACCCUCUCAUACACUCCCCACCCGCCAGUCUCAUUUUGCACGGGAAGCCGCAGGUCGGCCGGGUGACAGACAUGGCGCUGCAGGCCGUGGCGCUCUCGGGCGCACAGAAGGGCUUCAUCUGGAAGACGCAGGUCGGCCUGGUGACAGAGAUAGCGCCACAAGCCGUGGCGCUCUCGGGCGCACAGGAGGGGUGGAUCGCCGUGGGUCUCAUUUUGCACUGGAAGCCGCAGGUCGGCAGGGUGACGGACAUGGCGCUACAGGCGGUCGCGCUGUCAGGCGCGCAGAAGGGGUGGAUCUCCGUGGGGUGGUCGGGCGACGGCCGCAUGUCGCGCAGCGACGCCGUCGUGGGGAACGUCGAUAAUUACCCCAGCAACGUGGUCGCGCUGUAUCUGGCGGGGCGAAGCUUCGCGGAUGUGAAGCCGGCGGGGUAUGACCUGGGCAGGACGGUCCUGGAGCAGGGAACUACUGGCUCGUUUGUCAUCAAGUUCUCCCGGCGGGUGGAUGAUGGCACGGUGAGAUUCGACCCCACAGGCGCCAACACGCUCAUCUGGGCCUACUCUGCCGAUCCUGGCUCGUCACAGCUCGGCUUUCACGGGGGAAACAAGGGAUCAGCACUGGUGGACUUCUCAUGCACCGGCAAGGCAGCAAGCCCUCUAAUUCAAAGAGGCAGUCGGCUAGCAGCAGUGCUGGCAGUAGUUCUGGCUGUGCUCUGCCUUGCCUUGUAG
Messenger RNA from Closterium sp. Naga37s-1, 1260 nucleotides. Lineage: Eukaryota; Viridiplantae; Streptophyta; Zygnematophyceae; Desmidiales; Closteriaceae. The record is from the annotation of a GenBank genome assembly.